Messenger RNA from Closterium sp. Naga37s-1, 333 nucleotides. Lineage: Eukaryota; Viridiplantae; Streptophyta; Zygnematophyceae; Desmidiales; Closteriaceae. The record is from the annotation of a GenBank genome assembly.
AUGCUAGAAUCAAAAUACGAAGACAAUCCACUUUGGCAGCCAUCUCUCUCCAUCUCCUCAUCUUCCUCUGUCCCUCGCCCCACCUUGCGCCCAUCAGCGGCUGGUGCUGCGGGGAACAAGGCUGGUGAUGACGAGGGGAGUGGCGGUAGAGGAGGUGGCACGCAUACAGGCCAUUGUUGCCCGCCUCGCACCCACCCGCUCCUUCUCCAUCAGGGAGAAGGGGAUGAAAUGAGGGAGAAGGGGAUGGAAUCAGGGAGAAGGGGAUGGGAUGAGGGUGAAGGGGAUGGAAUCAAGGAGAAGGGGGAUGGAAUGAGGGAGAAGGGGAUGGAAUGA